This is a messenger RNA of Suillus clintonianus, 1182 nucleotides long. Its product is annotated as PAP2-domain-containing protein. The transcript is spliced from 10 exons. Gene Ontology annotation, biological process: phospholipid metabolic process. The coding region runs from base 1 to 1026 and encodes 341 amino acids. Gene Ontology annotation, molecular function: phosphatidate phosphatase activity. NCBI's taxonomy places the organism in Eukaryota, Fungi, Basidiomycota, Agaricomycetes, Boletales, Suillaceae. The record is from RefSeq and is a predicted model, not a curated record.
AUGGCCUCCAUCAAAUUAUGGAAAAACCCAAAUUAUGAUAGGACCACCAAACGAACUGACAAAAAGAGGCGGAUGGAGUUAAUCAAGUCCUACGCCCCAGAUUGGUCUGUCCGAAUCAACUUCAUAUUACUUUCCAUGCUCAAUAUUGUGAUUGUUUUCUUCGCGCUUGACGGUGUUCAUGGCUUUCGACGAGAAUUUUCGGUGCAUGAUGAAACCAUACUUUUCCCGUUUGCAGUCCAGGAACGUGUUCCGAACAUUGCCCUAUACUUCAUCGCGAUUGUGGCGCCUCUCGUCAUUCAAUUGGCGGUGAAUUUACUCACUGUUCGCUCAUUCUGGGAUUACCACUGCAGCGCACUCGGGCUCAUUCUGGGGCUUGCCAUCACAGGGGCUGUUACUCAGUUCACGAAGAUCACUGUUGGUCGUCCCCGUCCAGAUCUGCUUUCACGAUGCAUGCCGAUUUUAGGCGCCUCAGACCCCACUUUUGGACUCUCAUCAGAUGCGAUAUGCACAAAUACCAACACAGCUAUCAUGAUCGAUGGUUGGAGGAGCUUCCCCAGUGGUCACUCCAGCUUGUCCCAUGCCGGGCUUGGCUUCCUCUCGUAUUACUUGGCCGGAAAGAUGCACCUGUUCGAUACGAGGGGCCACGCUCACAAAGCCUGGAUCUCCGUCACUCCUAUCUUUGGAGCCAUUCUGGUGGCUAUUUCCCGCACCAUGGACUAUCGACACCACUGGCACGAUGUCGUAGCUGGAGCCAUCCUCGGACUGGCUAUUUCGUAUUUCGCAUAUCGCCAGUACUUUCCUUCGCUAUCAUCGCCGAUGUCUCAUAAGCCGCAUCCCCCAAGAGUACGACGUGAAGAGGGGGAGCUGCCUACUAUCAACCCUGCAACUGAACACGACCUUUCUUAUACAGAUGGCAUGGAUGGAGAAGAAGUGGAGUUGGUUGGUGGCGAUGUGCGCAAGCCUGACCCAGCUCUCACCGGGAGACAAGGCGAGUAUGGUGUCAACAUUGGCGAACCCCGCCUUUGAGUAUUUUUCGCCUUUGGACCUCUGUUAACUUUUUCGUUAUUCUUUACUGGACUAUUUCUGUAGCCAUAAUGACUCGUAUUAAUUGCGUAUAUGACAUUUGAAAAGAAUCGUUCACAUAUUAUUACUAGACCAAAUUUGAGUUCAGACCUGCGCUCA